AUGUUCGACAUGUCGAAAUCAAAAUCUUUGGAUGAGUCCCAAGAUGUCGCCUCUCUCCCUGUGGAGGCUGGUGAAGUCGGUGACUCGAUAGAUAUUCAACACGACGCGGUAUUUGGCGACAUCACUGAGGAUGGGCCAAACUACCGCAACGUUGGAUGGUUGGGAACCGCUGUCCUGAUGAUCAAAACCCAGAUCGGUCUCGGCGUGCUAUCUAUUCCUUCGGUUUUCGAUGCCCUGGGCUUGAUCCCAGGCAUCAUCAUUCUCAUUACCGUCGGGGGUAUCACAACUUGGUCGAACUACAUCGUUGGUGUGUUCAAGGUCAAUCAUCGCCAUAUCUACGGCAUUGAUGAUGUUGGGGAGCUGUUGUUUGGUCGCAUCGGUCGUGAAUUCUUUGGAGCUGCUUUUGCCCUCUUCUUUACAUUUUGUUCCGGAUCGGCGAUGCUAAGUGUAUCCAUCGCUCUAAAUGCCCUUUCCAUGCACGCGAUCUGCACUGCCAUCUUCGUUGCCAUCGCUGCAAUCAUCACAUUUGUCUUUUCAAGUAUCCGUACCUUGGGCCAUAUUUCUUGGCUUGCAUGGAUUGGUGCGAUUUGCAUCAUCAUUGCAGUCUUCACCGUCACAAUCGGGGUCGGAAUUCAAGAUCGACCCAGUGCAGCACCCAGGGGAGGCGUAUGGAAGUCGGACUACAAACUUUUCAAUAAUCCCAGUUUUGCGGAUGCCGCAUCGGCAAUCUCGUCCCUCGUUUUUGCCUAUGCGGGUACUCCAGCCUUUUUCUCGAUUGUAUCGGAGAUGCGUGACCCUCGACAAUAUACAAAAGCACUGGUUGUCUGUCAAACGGUGAUUUCUUUUGCUUAUAUUGUUGUUGGCAUUGUUGUCUACUACUAUUGUGGAUCUUAUGUCUCUUCGCCAGCCCUUGGGUCUGCUGGCCCGGUCGUGAAAAAGGUGGCUUAUGGAAUUGCGCUCCCCGGUCUCCUGGUGACUGCCAUUCUGUUGACUCAUAUCCCUAGCAAGUACGUCUUCGUACGUAUUCUGCGUGGUUCAAACCACUUGACCUCGAACUCGGCCAUCCAUUGGAUUACAUGGCUAAGCUCCACGUUUGGUGUUACCUUGACUGCCUAUAUCAUUGCAAGUAGUAUUCCAAUCUUUGGUGGACUUGUGUCUCUGGUUGGUGCUCUUCUAGGCACUUUGCUAUCCUUCCAACCUAUGGGAUGUAUGUGGCUGUAUGAUAACUGGGCUAGGGGUAAAGAGGCACCGACCAUGAAGUGGCGUCUGAUGGUUGGAUGGUGCAUAUUUGUCAUUGUUUCCGGUACCUUUUUGGUUCUCGCUGGUACUUAUGGGUCUAUCACUGGUAUCAUUGAUUCGUAUCGGGAGGUUGGAGGAAGCGCAGCCUGGUCCUGUGCCGACAACUCUGGCUCAACCUGA
Molecule: messenger RNA, 1419 nt
Organism: Penicillium daleae
Lineage: Eukaryota; Fungi; Ascomycota; Eurotiomycetes; Eurotiales; Aspergillaceae
Exons: 5
Coding region: 1-1419 (472 amino acids)
Biological process (GO): amino acid transmembrane transport
Cellular component (GO): vacuolar membrane
Molecular function (GO): amino acid transmembrane transporter activity
Source: RefSeq, a predicted model, not a curated record